This is a messenger RNA of Colletotrichum destructivum, 2521 nucleotides long. RefSeq names its product Putative aspartic peptidase A1 family, aspartic peptidase domain superfamily. The transcript has 3 exons. Gene Ontology annotation, biological process: proteolysis. Bases 806 to 2356 code for a protein of 516 amino acids. Gene Ontology annotation, molecular function: aspartic-type endopeptidase activity. The record is from RefSeq and is a predicted model, not a curated record. NCBI's taxonomy places the organism in Eukaryota, Fungi, Ascomycota, Sordariomycetes, Glomerellales, Glomerellaceae.
CUCUUCGCCUCCCUCGUCAGCUCACUUCACCUACCUCCGCCCUUCCUCCCCGUUUCCUCGAGGGCGCAACUCAUCUUCUUCUCCUCGAGUUGCCGACCCAUUCGCCCGUUUAAUCGCUGCUUCGCCUUUUGUCUUGUACUAUGACACAGAUAUAGACAGGAGAGAGAACCCGCCCUUCACGCCCGCUUCCUCUCCUCCGCCCUUGGCUCCUUCAGUUAUCCUUGCCCUUGUCUCAUCGUCUUGCAUCGUGUCUCUGGCAGUUGUUGCUGGUGGCGCGCCCUCGAUUAUCCGCGCCUCCAUCACAUUGUCUUGCCCUUGGUUCGACCGGCCCGCGUACAGCAUUUCAAAGCCACGCGCCAAGCUCCACCCAAAGAUUACGCAUUCCUCCUUGUAUACCAUUACGUCCCCUGACGGCCUUCCGCCCAACUUACAGCUAGGCGCUUCAAUGUGCUCGACCUAAUUCUUAAUACCAUAAUCUGUCCGACACCACGGCGGAGUCUGGUACCCGCCGGCUUGCCUGAGUUUGAACCUAUCGAGGCCGACAAACCACCAACCGCAUUUGUUCCGAGCGAUUUUCCAUUAUUCGGGAUCUAUUGCCUGUCAACCUGGCAUUGCAUUGUCUAUUUGGCACAGGACCCGAAUCUAUCACCCAUUCGGUUGACCUGGCACUCCCGCCCGGAAUCGAGUUGAAAGCGCCCACACCCCUCCGACGGUUCUACUUUCAUCAGCAUUGCAUCGACCCCUCGCCGUUUCAAUCGCUGGUUGACGCCACGCGUGCUCGCCUAUCAUCCUAUUUAAUUAUACGAUGCGUUCGGCUAUCUUGGUCCACCUUUCGCUACUCUUCACGUCCACUCAUGCUUUCUUUUAUUGGCCCAGUCCGGAUUGUCUGGCCAACGGAGACUGCACGUUGCCAACAAGGAGGCAGUUAAAUGAUCAAGAUGCCCUCGGGUGGGAUGGAGUAGAAGAGUCCUCGAUCGAAGGCCCCGAACCCCAAAGAGUUGCUCGCGAGGUCCGACGGCUUGUCCGCAAGUAUGCGAGGUUCCAAUCUGCCGCCGUCCGUGAGAACGCAUCCAAGUCGAAGAGAGAGAGUCAGUACCGAAUCAUCAAGGCUGCCGAUACCACCCUAAAGAACGCUGCCAGCGUAGCUCAGGAUGGCACCGACUUCUCUUACUUUGCUCAGGUAAAACUUGGUAACAAAGAGAAGCCCCUGUGGAUGCUCAUGGACACCGGAGCAGGUACGAGUUGGGUAAUGGGUUCGUCUUGCAAGUCUUCGGCAUGCGAGAAGCACGGCUCGUUCGGCCCAGCCGAUUCCGGCACGUACAGGCCCAACGGCGAGGACUUUUCCGUCUCAUACGGAUCUGGCGCCGUCAAGGGUGAAAAGGUUACCGACACCGUGUCUUUUGCGGGUAUGAAGCUCGACUUCGGGUUUGGUGUCGCCAACGAGACCUCGGAGGACUUUAAUCACUUCCCCUUCGACGGCAUUCUAGGACUUUCCAUGGCGGGCGGAGAGACGGAAAACUUUAUGCAAGUCGUCAAGAAUUCGACCCAGCUUCCUGCCAACAUCUUUUGCGUGUACCUGAACAGGGCUGCGGAUGGACCCAACACGAGCGAGAUCAGUUUCGGUGUGUGCAACCCUGACAAGUAUACUGGCGACAUUACCUACACUGGGGUUGGGAACGACCUCGGUGACUGGGCAGUUCCUCUGGACGGUAUUGCAUAUGAUGGUCUCAAGUCUGGCGCAGCGGGCAAGCUCGCUUACAUUGACACUGGUACCUCUUACGUCUUUGGGCCCAAGGACGAUGUCGCUUUGUUCCACAAGAACAUCCCUGGAUCUACUGCGGAUGAGGAGGGCACAUCGUACAAGGUGCCGUGCGAUAGCGACAAGGACGUAACAUUCAGCUUUUCCAACGUCAGCUAUGUCAUUUCCGCCAAGGAUUGGAGAGGUGGCCCUGGCAAGGACGGAACCUGCACAAGCAACAUCUAUGGCCACGAGGUUGUGGCUGGCGCUUGGCUCUUGGGAGACGUCUUUCUCAAGAACGUUUAUGCCGUUUUCGAUAAGGACCAGAAACGCAUAGGAUUUGCGAAGAGAGUCGACCCACCGCCAGUUACGACCACGACAAGCAUUGACUCUACGGCCACCCCACCAGCGGUCAACAACCCCGGCCAGGGGGACGCCGUGCCGACAUCCGGGCCCGCACUCGGGUUGGGCGGUCACGAAACUGCAACUGGCGAGGCUGCUGCUGCGGAAACCUCGCCGGUAUCCCAGUCGGGUGCGGCAUCGUCUGCUGCCCUCACGAGGGUGAAGGCGGCUGCUGCCGCUUCCUUGUGUGUGGCUGCCUUGCUGGGGUUACACUAAGUAGUUUUUGUUUUUGAUUGAAGCGAACCCUAGAUGGGAAGUUGGUUUAUCUUGCGUGCACAUAAUACCCCCAAGGGACCGAAACAGACGGCCCCCUACAAUAAGGCCAUUGUAGAUAUAGUUACAAUUAGUAAUGGUAAACAAAAGCGUCUGAUUCUUCUACGG